Messenger RNA from Fusarium musae, 1065 nucleotides. RefSeq lists its product as uncharacterized. Bases 1 to 1065 code for a protein of 354 amino acids. The record is from RefSeq and is a predicted model, not a curated record. The transcript is spliced from 3 exons. Lineage: Eukaryota; Fungi; Ascomycota; Sordariomycetes; Hypocreales; Nectriaceae.
AUGAAUAGCAUCAAUCAACGCAUUCUUUUUUGGCUAGACGACCUUCCUCCCCAUUUCCCUCCUCCCGCGCAACCCAGGUCCAAGAAGCGCUCACUCUCCAACGGUGGUCUUCUUCCCUCCCCGCCUCACUCACCAGAGUCUGUUGCAGUGGAGAUGCCAGCAGCCACUCCCGUUUCCAAGAAGCGUAAGACGCUGGGUGAUGUCCCUCCGCUCGCGCCGCAUGAGCGAGUUGACGAUGAUGACGAGGAGAGCGAGCAGACGCCGAGAGCUGAGGCUUCGCUGUCGGAUGAACGUGCUUCUCAACGCACUGGUAGUACUGGUGCAUCGGGUGCAUCAUCUCCCACCAAGGCUUUGCGGGCGCUCAAGUAUCAGGACGAUGGACUUGACCAUGUGAAGCUCGACGUCUCGGACGAGACACUUCCAGCGUCUCUGCUGGAACUGGCGAACGACAUGCAAGACUUUGACAAUGGUGAAGGCGUUGUACCUGUUUAUCCUACGGUUGGUCCCAUUGAUUCUGCUGGCAUAGCUUGGAUGAGAUCAAAGACCUUGGCACAAAGACAACCCGCUCAUGGCAAGUUCCAGCCUUAUCGAUUUGACGACGACGACAAGCGUUACCCGAAGACUACGCAUCGACAACUCAAACUUGGCGAUGUACUUCAAGUUGUUAGUGAUGCUCGAGACUGCGACGAGUAUCAGGCCGAUGAGGCGUAUUGGAACAACCAUGUUCACACGCCCCUCCUCAACAUCAUCUUCCGCGGAACCAACCCUUGCCCAACACAGCUCGAUGGCUUCACAUCUUGCACCACCGCCUCCAUCCUCCCCGAGUACAAGAUCCACGCCACCGCCGGCAAGAAAGUCGAUUACGCCAGCUUCAUCAACCCCGAGCAGGACAAGCUCCUCCCCAACGCCACCAAGCUCAUCGACAAGGUUUGUGCGACUGCCACGGAUAACAGCAUCAACCACACCAGCUUCCAGCGCCUCCUCGAACGACUCAUCUCUUUCAGCAUUGAGACGAAACGCGGUGCGCAGACGGCGCAAAAGGCGGAACUUCAUAUGGGCGUAUAG